Melitaea cinxia (Glanville fritillary) is the source of this 999-nucleotide messenger RNA. RefSeq lists its product as uncharacterized. Lineage: Eukaryota; Metazoa; Arthropoda; Insecta; Lepidoptera; Nymphalidae. The record is from RefSeq and is a predicted model, not a curated record. The transcript is spliced from 6 exons. Bases 1 to 882 code for a protein of 293 amino acids.
AUGUCUAUACCUAAUCCCAAAAAGGCGUCCAUAACUACGAUAACUGCCUACCAACAGGAAGACGUUACGCUAACUCUACGGUUUCUUUGGUUACAAGAUACUAAUUUAAAACUAACAUCAACAACGCUCAGCCAAAAAGAAAGAAUACAAAUAUUAAGGCAAAAACUCGACGAAGAAAUCAUUAAAAAUCGAAAAACAAAGGACUUGUAUCCUAUAGAUAUACAAGACCCCAUAAUAGAAGAUUACGAAUAUGUAGAAAAUGAAAAAUUACCCAUUACCCCCAUUAUGGAACUAGAUACAAAGAAAAAACGUCUUCGUAAAGAAAAAAGGGUCAGCGUUAAAAAACCCAUAGAGAUCUUCUACAGACGAUUGUACAAUACAGAAAUGUUGCAACAAAAGUUGGAAUGGUUGCACUGUCAAGACACAAUCACACCAGUCUUAAGUGGUGUUAAAGUUGAUAUAACACAUCCAAAGAGGUUGUCUCAAAAAGAUCAAACUGUUUUAAGAUUUAUUCAGCUGCUAAGUGUAAAUACAUCGGCAUACAGUCGCGACGACGUCUACUCGAUAUUGUACCAAAUCAGUAAUUUGCAACUGAGACUGUUCCAAUGGGACGUUGUGUCUAUAAACAUGUUGUUAAACGUUGUUAUAAAAGAAAGAAAACACACAUUCGGCAAUUUGAAACGCGGUAUUCGAGAUCUUUUCCACAAUUGGCGUUUGGACAUUAGUAACACAAGUACUUUACUACGACAAGCACGUAUAUUCCGACCGCCUUGCGUCCAAGUGUCUACAUUUGACGGGUCAACAAAAUCACCGAAAGGCACGAAGUAUUCUAAGAGAGGUCGGACACAGACUACACCUUGCGAUGACGACGAAGAAUGCUAAGAUUAAUUAUAACUAUUAUAGAUUAAUUAUAGACUAUUUUGGUAUUGAAAUUAAUAUGUCUUUAUUAAAUAUUCUGUGAAAUUAAAUCGAAGGCGAAUAUAUUUGUAACACUGUAAA